Molecule: messenger RNA, 1240 nt
Organism: Rhagoletis zephyria (snowberry fruit fly)
Lineage: Eukaryota; Metazoa; Arthropoda; Insecta; Diptera; Tephritidae
Product: synapsin-like
Biological process (GO): neurotransmitter secretion
Cellular component (GO): synaptic vesicle membrane
Molecular function (GO): ATP binding
Source: RefSeq, a predicted model, not a curated record
UAAUUAGGUAAAAAGGUAGAAAACAAGCGUAGGAUUUUCUAAUGAAAGCUGUUAUAAUCGUUCAAGUUGUAUUCAAACACGUGCAGCGUGCAAUUCAAUAUUUUCUAGAAUCUUUUUCUUGCGAGAUUUCUUAAUAAGAUGAGUGAUUUUUUUUUUCCAUUUUCUCACUUCCCCAACGCAAUUGAAUACCCUUCAACUGGAAUAAACUUUUAAUGUAUGCCUCUGCAUCCUAUUCGCAACAUAAAAAAAUGAAAGUUAAAACAUCAAAACUUUUGCGCUCAUUAAAACAGUUUAAUACCAUAAAACUUCAGUUUUUUCUUCGCGCCAAUUUACAUACAUACAUACAUAUGUAAAUUUGUAAAAAUAAUUUACCAACGAGCAAUACAACUGCCUCUAUAAACCCCACAACCACCACUAAUAAAAGUCUCAUUAAAAAUUCAUAAAUACAUACAGGUGCUGCGGUGCAGAGCGCCACCCGAGCGCCGGCCUUCAACAAGGACAAGUACUUCACGUUGCUCGUACUCGACGACCAAAACACCGACUGGUCGAAGUAUUUCCGUGGCAAGCGCCUGCAUGGCGACUUCGACAUACGCGUAGAGCAGGCAGAAUUCCGGGAUAUUUCGCUCACUGCCAGCGCUGAAACUGGACCCAUCAUUUCCAUGGCUGUCUACCGUGGCGGUACCAGGGUGGCACGCUCGUUCCGACCGGAUUUCGUGCUGAUACGCCAACCGCCACGCGAUGGUUCCAAUGAUUACCGCUCGACUUUAAUUGGAUUAAAGUAUGGCGGAGUGCCCAGCAUUAAUUCUUUGCAUUCAAUUUAUCAAUUUCAAGACAAACCUUGGGUAUUUGCGCAUUUGUUGCAGUUGCAGCGUCGCUUGGGACGUGACGCCUUUCCUUUGAUUGAACAAACCUUUUUCCCCAAUGCCAGGGAUUUGGUAAGUGCAUUUAAAAUUUGAUUAUCAAAUAUUUGCAAUAUGUAAUUAAAAUGCCAAGUGUGUUGGAGUAUUUGUACAAUUACGAAUGUGGCUUUAUUACAAUAAAUACAAAUAACAGUUAAUCAUAUAUUUAUGUACAUACAUUAAAGCUCUAAUUAGGCGAAAAAAAACUCUGAACAGUGAAUGGAAAUGAAGCUUGCAUACGUAAUGAGAGCUUUAUGUGUAACUCGAACUCGUAAGGGAAAUUAAUUAAAAAUUAAUAACCGUAAAAAAUGAAAAUAAUGAAAGGACUCUUAAAAUAAAAU